This is a messenger RNA of Caenorhabditis bovis, 1635 nucleotides long. The record is from the annotation of a GenBank genome assembly. Lineage: Eukaryota; Metazoa; Nematoda; Chromadorea; Rhabditida; Rhabditidae.
AUGGGAAAAAAGAAUAGGAAGCAGUCGAAGAAGUCGUCUGGAAAUAGAAGCAAUCGUUCGGAAACGAACAAUCGCAGUGAGACAAGAACAAUGGCGUCAAACGCGGAGAGCCCGCGCCGAAAUUCUCAGAGCCCAACUUAUGGGAACUCGUCGAGCUCAAUUCGUGGCAACUCGCAAAGCCCGAAUCACAUGAUGGGACCGGGACCCGGCACGGAAUACGGGACCUAUAUGCAUGCGCCAAUGCACGGAUAUGCGUAUGGUGGACCAUGCGGUUACGGUCAAGUGCCAAUGCAUAAUUAUCCGUACCCAACGCAGGGAUAUCCGCCGAAUCCCACAUACACAUACUCACACGCACCGAUGCAUGGUGCACCACAAAGUCCGAAGCAGCGCUAUUCGCCGAAUAACGAUCACUAUGGGAAUUCGCCCAUUCCACCAUAUUUGUUGGCCGAUUGCCCGGACCGUCUUAAGGGAAUGUGCACGCAUCGUCGCGCGCCGCCACUCACCGGCUCCGCCUCUGGCUCCUCGAAGGGCCAGAAAGGCAAAAAGGGCGGCAAGAAGAAGGACUCAAAAGCCGAUAUAAAGAGCUUAAUUGAGCUAAUGGAUGGCAAUGAGAUAUCACGACGUCCAGGAGAAAAGAAAAGAUUGGAGUCUCUCUGGGGCAAAAUGAAUGAGGAAGAGCGCGGUAAGCCUCCGCCAAUUCCACCCAGACCAAGCCAAUUUUUGAUUGAUCACGACAUCUUCGCUAUGAAAAGUCAUAAUGAGGAGGUUGCCAAUGACUACUAUUCUCAGCAUGGCUACAAUGCUGUUUGGAUCGAUGAGAAUCCGUUCGCGUUGGGACGCAAGAGAAAGCAUGAUCUCGGUUUUCCGGAGAGCAUCGCUUUGGCUCCCCAUAAUCGCAACAAGCAUAAUUUUCCAUUGUGCAACUCACCAACAAAUGCGGUCCCGGUGAUUGGACGAGUUGUUACCGUCCACAAGACGUUCUGCCACGUCUUCCAUAGCAACUAUGGAAUGAUUUACACACCAGCAAGCAGUUUUCACUUUAUGAACGUCAUCGAUCUAGAGGAAUACCUCAUGGAAGAUGACCCGGUGACGAUUACAUUCGUCCACUUGCCGGCUCUCGAGGAUUUGAGUUAUUUGGCGAUUCAUACUCGCAAAAUGUACCAGCCACCAAAUCCGAACUUCUUCACUGGAAUGGGCACCAUCGUUGAUAUGGGAUUGGUUCAAAUUCGAAUAUACUCGGAAGCUUAUAAAGCUUAUUAUCACUGUGACAUCUUGAACUACAUUGGAGGUGAUUGUGGAACAGAUGCGAUGACAUUAGCCGGAAUUUGUGAAGAAGGAGACACCGUUCUUUUCAUUGCCGAGCACCGCGGAACGGCUCCGCGUGUUAUCAAAUGGCAUUUGGCCAAGAAUGGACACACUGAGGUCCGUCAGAUCGUCUAUGCUCCAAUGCUCUAUCCAUCGACGGUUGAUCCAUAUGAGCACAUCUACAUUCCGGCUCCACACAAGAGGGAGAAAGAUGAUCAUAUCAUUGAGGGAAAGGAUUUCGUUGAGCAAGUCCGCAAGGACAGAUCACGCGAAUGUGAUCUUCUUAAUAGAAGCUUUGUCAGAUAUGGCAGAGAAGAAGACGACUGCUAA